Molecule: messenger RNA, 4965 nt
Organism: Paramecium pentaurelia
Lineage: Eukaryota; Ciliophora; Oligohymenophorea; Peniculida; Parameciidae
Source: the annotation of a GenBank genome assembly
AUGCAAGGCUCUUUUUAAAUCUAGGAAGCCAUAGCCGACAUAUUUAGUUAAGUUAAGGAUGUAGAAGAAUAUAUCUUUGGUUUCAUGUUAGAAAUGUUUAGAAAGGAGAAAAUUUAAGAUUGCAUUGGUUAUCUUUCAGAUGGAGGGAACCAAAGAUAAUUAGAAUUAUAACUUUUUAAAGAUGAAAAUCUAUAACUUUUUGAUAUGUGGUGGAAAUUAGAUGUUGUAAAAAAAAGUAUGAUGAAAAUUAAAAAUAUUCUCAAAUAAAUAAAAAAUCAUUAAUUUAAUAAGAAAGACUAUUCAACAGAAGAAUCUAUGCAGGAUCUAAUUAACAGCAUAAAGGAUAAUAGAUGGAUCAGAGAUUUUUUGUUAUUUUUAGUUCACCUCACAUCAAUAGAUAAAACUUUCAUAUAAUGUGGGUCUAAUUCAUUACAUAUAUUAAUUAAGAUGAAGAUAGACCUUAGAAAAAAAAAUUUUGAAAAUAUUAAGAUACAAAAUACUUCCUUAAAAGGAGCAAAUUUUUUUCGAUGCAAUUUAAGUAGAUCUUAAUUUAAUAAUGUAAAUAUAAGUAAUAUGAAUUUGAAUGGUGCGUUAUUAUUUAACUGUGAAUGGAGGAAUAUUAAGAUCAAUGAAUUGAGUAAAUUAGAUGGCCAUAAUGAUGGUGUGAAUUUAGUGUGCUUCUCUCCUGAUGGUACUACAGUAGUUACUUGCGGUGGAAGAUCUUUUUAUUUAAGCAUUGAUAAUUCUAUCCGUCUAUGGGAUGUCAAAACAGGCUAAUAAAAAGCCAAACUAGAUGGUCAUACUAACAAUGUCGACUCAGUUAGUUUCUCACCUGAUGGAACUCUAUUAGCUUCUGGGAGUAAAGAUAAAUAUAUCCUUUUAUGGGAUGUUUGGACUAAGAAAAAAAGAGCCAAAUUAGAUGGUCAUAGUGGAUAUGUUUACUCAGUCUAUUUCUCUCCUGAUGGUGAUACAUUAGCUUCUGGUAGUCAUGAUAAGUCUAUCCGUCUAUGGGAUGUCAAAACAGGAUAAUAAAAAGCUAAAUUAAUUGGUCAUACAAACUCUGUCUAUUCAGUCUGUUUCUCUCCUGAUGGAAAUACAUUAGCUUCAGGUAGUGAUGAUUAAUCUAUUCGUCUAUGGGAAGUUAAAACAGGAAAUUAAAAAGCUUAAUUUGAUGGUCAUAGUGAUUAUGUUUACUCAGUCUAUUUCUCUCCUGAUGGUGAUACAUUAGCUUCUGGUAGUCAUGAUAAGUCUAUCCGUCUAUGGGAUGUCAAAACAGGAUAAUAAAAAGCUAAAUUAAUUGGUCAUACAAACUCUGUCUAUUCAGUCUGUUUCUCUCCUGAUGGAAAUAUAUUAGCUUCUGGUAGUUCUGACAAGUCUAUCCGUUUAUGGGAUGUUGAAACAGGAGAUUAAAAGGCUUAAAUGGAUGGUCAUACUAACUAAGUCAACUCAGUUAGUUUCUCACCUGAUGGAAAUUUAUUAGCUUCUGGUAGUUUUGAUAACUCUAUCCGUUUAUGGGAUGUGUGGACUAAGAUAAAAAAACCCAAAUUAGAUGGUCAUACUAGCACUGCAUAUUCAGUUUGCUUCUCUCCUGAUGGUAAUGCAUUAGCUUCAGGUAGUUCUGACAAGUCUAUCCGUCUAUGGGAUUUCAAAACAGGAUAAUAAAAAGCUAAAUUAAUUGGUCAUACAAACUCUGUCUAUUCAGUUUGUUUCUCUCCUGAUGGAAAUAUAUUAGCUUCUGGUAGCUCUGACAAGUCUAUCCGUUUAUGGGAUGUUGAAACAGGAGAUUAAAAAGCUUAAAUAGAUGGUCAUGCUAGCCCUGUUUACUCAGUCUGUUUCUCUCUUGAUGGAUCUACAUUAGCUUCUGGUAGUAAUGAUAGGUCGAUCCGUCUAUGGGAUGUUCAAACAGGAUAAUAAAAAGCUUAAUUUGAUGGUCAUAGUGAUUAUGUUUACUCAGUCUAUUUCUCUCCUGAUGGUGAUACAUUAGCUUCUGGUAGUGCUGAUAAUUGUAUCCGUUUAUGGGAUCUCAAAACAGGAUAAUAAAAAACUAAAUUAGAUGGUCAUACAAACUCUGUCUAUUCUGUCUGUUUCUCUCCUGAUGGAAAUAUAUUAGCUUCUGGUAGUUCUGACAAGUCUAUCCGUCUAUGGGAUGUAAAAGCAGCGCAAUAAAAAGCUUAUUUAGAUGGUCAUGCUAGCACUGUCUACUCAGUUUGUUUCUCUCCCAAUGGAAAUACAUUAACUUCUUGUAGUGGUGAUUACUCUAUCCGUCUAUGGGAUGUCAAAACAGGAUAAUUUCAAGCUAAAUUUGAUGGUCAUACUAGUUAUGUCUACUCAGUCUGUUUCUCACCUGAUGGAAAAACAUUAACAUCUUGUAGUAAAGAUAACUCUAUUCGUUUAUGGAAUUUGGAGACUAAGUUAAAAAAUACCAAAUUAGAUAUUCAUACUAGCACUGGAUACUCAGUUUGCUUCUCUCCGGAUGGUAAUACAUUAGCUUCGGGUAGUGAUGAUAAAUUUAUCCUUUUAUGGGAUAUCAAAACAGGAUACCAAAAAGCUUAAUUCGAUGGUCAUGCUAGCACUGUCUAUUCAGUUUGUUUCUCUCCUGAUGGAAAUACAUUAGCUUCAGGUAGUUCUGACAAGUCUAUUCGUCUAUGGGAUGUUAAAUCAGUAUAAUAAAAAGCUUAAUUAGAUGGUCAUGCUAGCACUGUCUACUCAGUUUGUUUUUCUCCUGAUGGAAAUACAUUAGCUUCUUGUAGUAAUGAUAAGUCCAUCCGACUAUGGAAUGUCAAAACACAAUAAUUUAAAGCAAAAUUAGAUGGUCAUGCAAGCACUGUUUUUUCAGUCUGUUUCUCCCCUGAUGGAAAUACAUUAGCUUCUUGUAGUAAUGAUAAGUCCAUCCGACUAUGGAAUGUCAAAACACAAUAAUUUAAAGCAAAAAUAGUUGGUCAUGCUAGUACUGUUUUUUCAGUCUCUUUCUCCCCUGAUGGAAAUACAUUAGCUUCUUGUAGCCAUGAUAAGUCCAUCCGAUUAUGGAAUGUCAAAACACACUAAUUUAAAGCCAAAUUAGAUGGUCAUGUUAGCACUGUCUAUUCAGUUUGUUUCUCUCCUGAUGGAAAUACAUUAGCUUCUGGUAGUUAUGAUUAGUCUAUCCGUCUAUGGGAUGUCAAAACAGGAUAAUAAAAAGCCAAAUUAGAUGGUCAUAGUGGAUAUGUCUACUCAGUCUGUUUCUCUCCUGAUGGAAAUACAUUAGCUUCUUGUAGUAAUGAUAAGUCCAUCCGACUAUGGAAUGUCAAAACACAAUAAUUUAAAGCAAAAUUAGAUGGUCAUGCAAGCACUGUUUUUUCAGUCUGUUUCUCCCCUGAUGGAAAUACAUUAGCUUCUUGUAGUAAUGAUAAGUCCAUCCGACUAUGGAAUGUCAAAACACAAUAAUUUAAAGCAAAAAUAGUUGGUCAUGCUAGUACUGUUUUUUCAGUCUCUUUCUCCCCUGAUGGAAAUACAUUAGCUUCUUGUAGCCAUGAUAAGUCCAUCCGAUUAUGGAAUGUCAAAACACACUAAUUUAAAGCCAAAUUAGAUGGUCAUGUUAGCACUGUCUAUUCAGUUUGUUUCUCUCCUGAUGGAAAUACAUUAGCUUCUGGUAGUUAUGAUUACUCUAUCCGUCUUUGGGAUGUCACAACAGGAUAAUAAAAAGCCAAAUUAGAUGGUCAUGCUAGCAUUGUCAACUCAGUCUGUUUCUCACCUGAUGGAAAUAAAUUAGCUUCUGGUAGUUGUGAUUACUCUAUCCGUCUAUGGGAUGUGAAGAAUAUGAUAAAAAAGACUAAAUUAGAUUGUCAUUCUAGCAGUGUCUACUCAAUCUAAUUCUCUCCUGAUGGUAAUACAUUAGCAUCUAGUAGUAAAGAUAAGUCUAUUCGUUUAUGGGAGGUUAGAACAGGAUAAUAAAAAGCUUAAUUAGAUGGCCAUACUGGAUAUGUCUAUUCAGCCUGUUUUUCACCUGAUGGAAAUACAUUAGCUUCAGGUAGUGGUGAUUUUUCUAUCCGUCUAUGGGAUUUCUAAACAGGAUUACAAAAAGCAAAAUUGGAUGGUCAUGAGAAUUGGGUAAUGUCGGUCUGUUUCUCUUCUGAUAGAAAUACAUUAGCAUCUAGUAGUAAAGAUAAGUCUAUCCGUCUAUGGGAUGUCAAAACAGGAUAAUAAAAAGCUAAAUUAGAUGGUCAUACAAACACUGUCUACUCAGUCUGUUUCUCUCCUGAUGGAAAUACAUUAGCUUCAGGUAGUGAUGAUUAAUCUAUUCGUCUAUGGGAAGUUAAAACACGAUAAUAAAAAGCUAAAUUAGAUGGUCAUACCAACUCUGUCUAUUCAAUCUGUUUCUCUCCUGAUGGAAAUAUAUUAGCUUCAGGCAGUUCUGACAAGUCUAUCCGUCUAUGGGAUGUAAAAACAGCUUAAUAAAAAGCUUAUUUAGAUGGUCAUGCUAGCACUGUCUACUCAGUUUGUUUCUCUCCCGAUGGAAAUACAUUAACUUCUGGUAGUGGUGAUUACUCUAUCCGUCUAUGGGAUGUCAAAACAGGUUAAUUUCAAGCUAAAUUUGAUGGUCAUACUAGUGAUGUCUACUCAGUCUGUUUCUCACCUGAUGGAAAUACAUUAGCAUCAUGUAGUGAUGAUAUGGAAAUUCGUCUAUGGGAAAUAAAGAGAGAAUAAGAAAUGAAUUCCUAUGAUAAAAUUUACAAUAAUAUGUUCAUAAAUAUUAAGACUCCACUACAGUAAAUUACCCUUAAUUCAGAAGGUAGUAUUAUAUUUUCUAUAUUUUUAGUCUCUAAUUAUAUAACUACACUCCUUAUAUCCUAAAAGUCAAUAUUUUAAUCUAAAGGAGCUUUAAUACUGAAUGGAGAGUUUAUAAAUCAGUCAGGCAUCGAUUUAAAAACAUUAUUGCAACAAAAAGGAAGUUAUUUCUUGGAAAGCUUAUCGUAAAAUUUAAUUUGA